Messenger RNA from Linderina pennispora, 1046 nucleotides. RefSeq lists its product as uncharacterized. The transcript has 2 exons. Lineage: Eukaryota; Fungi; Kickxellomycota; Kickxellomycetes; Kickxellales; Kickxellaceae. The coding region runs from base 1 to 666 and encodes 221 amino acids. The record is from RefSeq and is a predicted model, not a curated record.
AUGAAGCACGUCUCUAGCUACGCCAUCAAGGGCAGUGUUGUCAACUACCGCUCCGGUCCGGAAACCUCACACAGGGCUGUCCUCAUGUACAAGGAUCUCGGCUGCUACGUGAGUGAUUAUUAUUUAAACACGGGCAAUGGCUAUGCAGCCAAAAAGUGGUCCAAUCCCGACGACAGCCCCUGCUUCAAGCCUGACGACAAGCCCAAACCCAAACCUGAUGGCAAGCCCAAGCCCAAGCCCAAAUCUAAGCCUAGUGACAAACCCAGGGCUAGUACGGGUCCGAUGAAAGAUGACUAUCCUUGCAAGGGUGGCAGCUGCAGCGGCGUCGACAAGUGGAACUACUACACGUGCCAGUGUGUCAGUUUUGUCGCCUGGCGCAUCAAUUCGCGUCUGGGCAUCGACAUCAACAACCGCUACAAGGGCAAGAGGUGGGAUAAUACCAACGAGUGGGACGACGCCGCGCAUGCCUCGGGCGUCACUGUGAAUGAUACGCCAAAGCCAGGAGCUGUGGAUCAGACUAGCCAAGGCAGCAGGUACAGGCAUGUGGUGUGGGUGGCCAAGGUCUCGGGCAACAGCGCCACUAUUGAGGAGUACAACAACAGGCGCCACAAACACAGCACAGGGACUGUUCCCAAGAGCUCAAAGUACACGCACCUCAAGAAGUAAGCGGGAAAGUGACAUAUUAAUAUUUAUGUAAGAUAUUCCAACGACGCGAAAUGCCAAAUUGAUUACAAGCAUUGUAUAUGGACAUGAGGAUGAGUGUAGUAUAUCCGAACCGCCCAUUCACGCUGCUAUUUUUGCCAAUAAAUAGGGUGUGUUGCUUGCCACUCUAUAUUUCCAGGGUCAUAGAUCUCGGGCCCCGGGUCUGCAAGUGUGGAUAAGAAGGACUGUAUAUGAAAAAGUAGCUUGCAUUGGGUGCAAUGAGGGAUAGCGAGGGCUGCCAGACGGAAUUCUUGGGGAGCAAGGGCCAGGAGCCACGCAUGUAUGGAUCACAAAAUCAGAUCAAGAUGAUCGCAUUUUUUUGCUGACACAAACUCAGCCAGCAA